Molecule: messenger RNA, 1735 nt
Organism: Myzus persicae (green peach aphid)
Lineage: Eukaryota; Metazoa; Arthropoda; Insecta; Hemiptera; Aphididae
Exons: 2
Coding region: 112-1683 (523 amino acids)
Source: RefSeq, a predicted model, not a curated record
AACGCCUCUCGGCGCAAACCGUCGGCCGUCGGCGGACCGGACAAAGCGCGCAAAGUUCGGAUCGAAAAAACGACCGGCUCUCGGACAGACCAAAAACGACCGACAAACAGUAUGAUGAUGAGGACGAGCAACGCGUCGAAAACAACAGCCCGGGAAAGGGUAGGCGAAGGCGUCAAGUCCGGAAACGGUAAAUCCGACGACAACGCCGCAAAGAACACGCGAUCGCGGAAACAGAGUGACAACCGGGAAACGGUAGGCGAAGGCGUCAAGUCCGGAAACGGUAAAUCCGACGUCAACGCCGCAAAGAACACGCGAUCGCGGAAACAGAGUGACAACCGGGAAACGGUAGGCGAAGGCGUCAAGUCCGGAAACGGCAAAUCCGACGACAACUCCGCAAAUAACGAGCGAUCACGGAAACAGAGUGACAACCGGGACACGGUAGGCGAAGGCGUCAAGUCCGGAAACGGCAAAUCCGACGACAACUCCGCAAAUAACGAGCGAUCACAAAAACGCAGCUACGCAGCCCGGAGGACAGCGACGAAAGAUGACCGGAAAAAAUCCGACGAUCGGGUGCCCGCGAUCGCUGCGGACAAAAAUCGGAAACCGGCGACGACCGGAGCGCAGCUGAAGGGGGUCGGCGGAAGCAGUGGAACUCAGAGGAAGACAGGUCCGUCGGCGGACGUCGGUGGAGCAGACGACGACAAGAACAGAAAGUUGUACAACAGCAAUAGAAACAUUCCCGGUGCCGACGGUGUCGCGGAAAAAUCAAAAACCGCCUGGACCAGAAACACCGGCUCUGUUGGGAAAAAACCAAAAAACCCUAAUACCAAAAUGAACGGCGUCGGCAAGGAGGAGAGAGACGAAACCAUGAUUUCGGAAACCCUGAUUUCGCCCGCAAUCGACUACCACGACAACGCCUCGCCGACGGCCGCCCGCUACGGGAUAAAAAAACCGGUCGGUACUAAGGGAAUAUCUUCGGCGGCAGAGGCCAUCGACAGCCCACGUGCACCCGCAGACGUACGAGGCGACGAUAGCGGAGGCGGCGUUGGUGGCGUUGGUGGCGGAGGUGGCGGAGGCGGCGUUGGUGGCGGAGGCGUCGUUGGUGGCGUAGGCGGCGUUGGUGGCGGUGGAAAGAAAGCGGUGCCAUCGGAAAAACUGAUCUCUCCGGCGAUCGACUACCACGACGACGCUUCGCUGACGGCCGCCCGCGACGGGAUAAACGAACCGGUCAGUACCAAGGGCAGCCCACGUGCACCUGCAGACGUACGAGGCGACGAUAGCGGAGGCGGAGGAGUAGGUGGAGGUGGAGGUGGCGUCGGCAGCGGUGGAAAGGACGCGAUUAACCUCGGGGACAACGGAAAAGACCGGAUGCUCAACGAACGGGACCGGACCGGACCUGGCAAUUCCGAAACUGCAGGACGUGCUCGUAUCGGGCACCAAAACCAGGACGAAACCGGAUGUACGACGACCACGCCGACGGCCGCGGAUAAGGCUGGAGGUGGUCGUCGUACGGACAACAGCUGUACCGAUGACGAUAUAUACAAGCUACGCAAGGCUUGUGCUUUGGGCCAAUCGGACCAAUGUCAAAACAAGGACACCGGCCUAUACCAAGCUAAAAGAAAGGGAAGUAAAUUUGAAGUAAUAGAUCUUACCCAGGAGGAAUAUUGUAAACUUAACAAGUGAGACAUAUAAGACAGUAUGUUAAUCGAUUGGAAAGUCAGUAGCUCUAAUUCUA